Molecule: messenger RNA, 5627 nt
Organism: Ctenopharyngodon idella (grass carp)
Lineage: Eukaryota; Metazoa; Chordata; Actinopteri; Cypriniformes; Xenocyprididae
Product: whirlin-like
Exons: 10
Coding region: 24-1424 (466 amino acids)
Biological process (GO): auditory receptor cell stereocilium organization; sensory perception of sound
Cellular component (GO): stereocilia ankle link complex; stereocilium tip; photoreceptor inner segment
Molecular function (GO): protein binding
Source: RefSeq, a predicted model, not a curated record
UGAAGGGCAGCAAAAAGCUCUCUAUGUCAGUGCGUUCUGUAGGCCGUAUCCCAGGUGGCUAUAUCACAAAUCAUGUCUACACCUGGGUGGAUCCACAGGGGCGCAGUGUGUCCCCACCACCUGACCUGCUGGCUGAGCAUCGCAGCGCCACUCUGCGCAGGUCUAACAGUCAGGGCCGCAGCCACAUGCAACUUCUGCAGGACGGCGAUGAGAAGAAGGUAAAUUUGGUGCUGGAUGACGGCCGUUCUCUGGGUCUCAUGAUCCGUGGAGGGGCUGAAUACUCUCUGGGUAUCUACAUUACGGGUGUGGACAGAGGGUCUGCAGCGGAGUGUGGAGGACUAAAGGUGGGAGAUCAGAUCCUGGAGGUGAACGGACGGAGUUUCCUCGGCAUCCCACACGAUGAGGCCGUGCGAGUGCUGAAGUCUUCACACCAUCUGAUGAUGACUGUGAAAGAUGUCGGGCGACUGCCUCAUGCCCGCACCGUAGUGGGCGAGACCAAGUGGAUCGCAAGCUCGCAGAUCACAGAUAGUUCUGCCAGCAGCAGUGUCACAGGCCUCUCUCUGGACCAGGGAGCAUCAGCAUCAGUAAAGGGUGGCUUUUAUAAAGGUGUGGCGGGAUCUCAGGUGACUCUGUCUAGUUUGGUGAACCAGAGCAGGGCUAUGCUAGAGGAACAGGCUAGACAUCUGCUGACUGAACCUGAGAGGCAGACCAUGGGCUACUACAUCCAAGAGUAUCGUGAUGGUCACAUCGGUGUUGAGCAGCUCGUCAUGGCCCUCUUUGAGCUGUUCAAUACACAUGCCAAGUUCUCUCUGCUGUCAGAAGUGAGGGGGAUCGUGACGCCUCAGGAUGUGGAGAGAUUUGACGGCCUGGUUCUGAGACGAGAGAUUGAAGCCCUGAAGGCUAGGCAAGGGGGAGCUGGAUUUCAAGACUCCUUCUCCAUGGUCUCGUACCCUGAUACGCUAGCCUCCUCCUCAGCCAGCUUCAUGACCAACACCACCCUCAGCUCUGCACGGGAAAGACUGCUCUGGCUAAUAGAUAUGAUGGAGAACGACGGUGUGGCAGAGAACAACGGGGAACAGUCUCUCGAGCGUAGCAAUGCCCUGCCAGACAUCUCUCUGCCGGGUCUGUUGGAACCGACCUCCUCUCUAGUGAGGGUGGCAAAAAGUGCCAGCACUCUGGGCAUCGCAAUAGAAGGCGGGGCAAACACACGUCAGCCCCUCCCACGCAUCGUUACCAUACAAAGAGGUGGUUCGGCUCAUAACUGUGGACAGCUAAAGGUGGGUCAGGUAAUCCUAGAGGUGAAUGGAGUGUCUCUCAGAGGAAAGGAACAUCGGGAAGCUGCACGUCUCAUCGCGGAGGCCUUUAAAACCAAAGAGAAGGACUACAUUGACUUCUUGAUCACAGAGUUUAACGUGGCUCUAUAGGAGCGUUCGAGUCCCAUGAUGCUGACUGCGGCGAUGGAAUAAAAGAGCACUGGGACAUAUCGUGACAUGUCUUGCCAUGAUUAACCCCCAGAAUCCUUUUACAUGGUACACUUCAGCUCAUCCUCUCCUGUGAUGUUUUGAAACCAGUCACUGUUUGAAAGGCCAUCCUGUGUGGAUCAACCCCAUGUUGACCUUUCCAGCAGGAAAAUGCCAGGAUAGAGCAAAAGUUCAGUCUGUUCUGGCCGGUUUGUUUUAGAUGAUAGGACCAUCUUUUCAGUUGGCUUAUUCUUUGAGUUUCUAUAAUGAAAUUUGGUCACCUGACCGCAAUAUGGCAAGAGACUCUUCAUCAAGCUUGGAUCUGUGUAGUGUUUUUGAUACACGAUACCGUCAUGUUCUGGUGUGAGAGUCUGUGUGAACGUGUCAUGGAAAUCAUCAUUGUUUUUUAAAGUCAUAGCUAUUUUAUAAGAAAUAUGUGCAAAUGGAUAAAAUGUGUUUAAAAUAUAUAUGUAAAGUUUAAGAGGUGGACAUAACUACUGAUUCUAGUAAAUAGUGACUAACCCUAUAGAAAUUCAAACUAAUGUGCUUCUCACUACAGUUUGCUGUGAGCAGAACUGCUGAAACAUCUGUCAUCUGCCUUUUUUUAACUAGUCAGCUGGUUUCAAUGUUUGAUUAUUGUUUGUGCUGUUUUGCAGGUUUUUUUUUUUUUUUUUUUUUGCGUCAGGCAGUAAUUACUAAACCAUGGCAAUCAGUCAUUAGGACAGAAAUGCUGGAGUCCUCAGAGACAGAACUCUGUUCAAAUACCUAUAGUGAGCUGCCUACGUAGACAGCAAUUUAAGACAGCAUAGGCACUUCUGAAGUGAAGAGAAGAGCUUGUUUUGGACAAAUUUUAAUGCAGCAACAUGUGCAUCAGGGCUCAACAAUAAGGAAUGCUCACUGUCCCAUACCGUUCAAAAAUUUGGCAUCAUAAGUUUUUAAUGUGUUUCAAAGAGGUCUCUUAUGCUCAUUAAGGAUGCUUUCAGUUGAUCAAAGAUAAGAGUAAAAAAUGUAAUAUUGUGAAAUACUAUUACAAUUUAAAAUGUAAUUUAUUCCUGUCAUGGCAAAGCUGAAUUCAGCAUCAUUACCCCAGUCUUCAGUGUCACAUGAUCCUUCUGAAAUCAUUCUAAUAUGCCGAUUUGCUGCUUAAAGGCACAAUAUGUAAGAUUUUUAUUUUAAAAUAUCCAAAAACCACUUGCACAGUGUUAUAAGUACACAGCUUAAUGAAAUAUAUAUUAUCCUAAAUGUUUCCAAGAAUUUGUAAAUUCAGAGAAAUUUGCAAUUUUAAAUAGUGCCCAUCCCUGCUUGUCACUUGUCGCCUGUCGAUGUCGUAAUAUCUGCGUUAUCCCUGGUUUCCUUGUACUGCAUAGUAACCAUGGCAACAGACGUUGCUUCUUUCAAACAUUAUGAUCCAUGGCAAGCAAACUUUGGGACAAAAGGAGAAAUAAAUGAGGAUCAAUAUCGGCGUGGUGUUUCCGAAAUGGUGAGAGCUUUGCGACAACUUUGACUUGACAGACUCCGCUCUUGCACGUUAUUAGACAAGGUAAGCAAAUGUAGCCUACAUAAGACGAAUCAAUGUUAUAUAGCUCAACACGAUGAAAUGUUAGAAUAUCAUCAGUAUGAUAUUCUGAUGUUGAUCUAGCUUACUGUUAGUCUCAUACAGCCAAUAAACUAAUACACAGAAUAACAUUACAACUUUCAACGCACUCAAAUGCAGUUUAGUAUGAUAGUGUAACGUGAGACCAAGUGAAACAGUGCUGCGUUACCUCACAAAUUUAAUUCGUCAAAUAAACUGACCUGAAUGAGUAGUAUUUCAGCUUUGCGAGUAGUUCGGUAUAAAAUGUCCUUUAAAUCCCCAGAUAUCAGUGUGGUACUGAUAUCUGUCUCUCAUUAGCAAUCGCGACCACGAUUCUCGGCCACGCCCUGCUUCAUACCACAGUCAUGUUAAAAACAUGACUGCAUUCAGUCAUCCAUAAACAUUAUUUCCCCAUAAACAUUAUUAGAUCCAUCGGAAUGACGACAAGUUCCGUGAUUCCACGCUCAUUCCCUGCGUCAUCAAUCUACGACUUUGUUAAUGUUUUGAAGAGUUUAGCGACCCCUAGCAGCGAAAAAAACAUACUGUGCCUUUAAGAAACAUUUAUUAUUGUUAUCAAUGUUGAAAACAGUUGUGCUGCUUAAUAUUUUUAUUGAAACCAUUUUUUUUUUUCAGGAUGCUUUGAUGAAUAGAAAAUUCAAAAAUGUUUAUUGUCGCUUCUGAUGUAUUUUAGUAUUAUUUCUUUCAAAAACAAAAAUCUUACUGACCCCAAACUUUUGAAUAGUAUCAUUAUUUUCCAGUAAAAUUGUAUUUGAAUUUAUGGCUGUCUUGGCAUUUCCUGUAUUAUAAUUAUAUUAUAUAAUUAUAUUAACUGUAUAAUUUCUAGAUAUUAUUGCCAAUUUUUUGUAAAAAAAUAAUUAGUCUAUGAUGAAAAUGUAAUUUUAUAAUAAAUUAUAUAUUUUAAUAUUUAUUUAUAAUUUUAAAUGUAUAUUAAAUAUUGCAUGUAAACUUUGUAUAAAAUUAAUUAUAAAAGUAAAUAUAAAAUUAUACACACAUUCAUAUUUAAAAACAAAAAUAUAUAUAUACAUUUUUUGUUUUGGGGCCAGUAAAAACAUUAGCAGGGAAAGUAGAAAUCAAAACUACUGGCCUGACCUGGACAGCAGAAAAAAAAACUUACUGUUGAGCUCUGAUUUAUCCUUCAUGUAGAAGGCAAUUUCAGAAUAUGAAAUAUUGGAUAUUUUAAUAUUUAAAAAAAAAAUAUUUCAAAAUCGAAUUGAUUCAGUACUGCUUAAAAAUAUUAAGCCUAGCAGCAUACUAAUGCCAAACUAUUGAAAUCAAUUGCAAAUCGAGUCUCCUAUUCAGUCUGUGCAUGCUAUUCGAGUUUGUGCCUACAUAGAUAACUCCAAAUCAUUUAAAGGGUUAGUGCACCCAAAAACAUAGGUAACCAGACAGUUGAUGGACCCCAUUGACUUCCAUAGUAUUGAGGGAAAAAAUACUAUGGAAGUCAAUAGUGACCAUCAACUGUUUGGUUACACACAUUCUUCAAAAAAUUAGUGUUCAGCAGAAGAAAGAAACUCAUGCAGGUUUGGAACAACUUAAGGGUGAGUAAAUGAUGACAGAGAACUUUCAUUUUUGGGUGAACUAUCCAUUUAAGUUUCAGCUAGGAUGCUUCCUAUAUAGGCCACAAGACAGCAAGGCAGCUCACUAGGUUUUGGGAAGAGCCUUUGACAACACGCCAGCAUUGUGAGGAGUCUCAGAAUGAAAAAUCCUUUCAGAUUUAUUUAGAUGGAGCAAGAAAAUGAGGAGACCCUUUAUCCAGUUAUGAGAGGCGAAGCAGGAACUUGACAUUGCAAUCAGAGACAAGCAGCCAUUGAAACUAAUGAAAAGUUUAGAUCUUCCGCGAGGGAUCUGAUUGAUGCAUUUAGAAAAAGAAGAGAAAAAAAAGUUCAGACAGGGAAGAGGUGGCGACACAAAGCAACAAUGUGUCAGUCAUGUUAUAUAAGAGGGAACGAGUGGGAGAGGAAAUUGAGAAAUGGUGUUAUUGUAAUGUGUGUGUGAGUGUCUGGCUUUGAAUGCUGAGGCAGUGUGUGAAACAGUUCCACAGAGCCGACGUGUGUGUGUGUGUGUGUGUGUGUGUGUGUGUGUUCUACUUGAAUCUUUGAAAUAUUGACUAGUGCAAGCACAGGACUGCUCAUUCCCACCUGCCCACCUUCUCUAAUAUGACAGCCCACCUAGAUCACAUGCGCCACCAUUUUCAGUCCUCUACUAACCCUCACACAGUGUGUUGCUUGUUAGACUCAGACAUUUGAACAGUGUAUAUAUGGUAUAUCUAUAUAUUUUAAGUAAAUUAUUUGUAAGAAAUGAUAAUAUGAUCUUGAAAUCUUUUCCUUUGUGUACCAAAGGUGCUCAGAGGAAAGACAUGCAGGCAAGUCUGAAUGACUACCAAUUUAAAAAAGUGUUGCAUCUAACAAACCUAAUGGAUUUGCUGCUCUGAUUUUAUCUCUUGUUUGUUUGCUUAUUGCAUAUUUGUUUUAUCCUCAUCUCUUUUACUUCCCACAGUUGGGUAUAUGUGCACUUGAAUAAGUCAUCUGAAUGCAGUAAAGCAUUUAUCCAGUGAAAUCUUCUUCCUUUAAAAA